Messenger RNA from Neocloeon triangulifer, 2118 nucleotides. RefSeq names its product cytochrome P450 9e2-like. The transcript is spliced from 7 exons. Gene Ontology annotation, molecular function: heme binding; monooxygenase activity; iron ion binding. The coding region runs from base 250 to 1821 and encodes 523 amino acids. NCBI's taxonomy places the organism in Eukaryota, Metazoa, Arthropoda, Insecta, Ephemeroptera, Baetidae. The record is from RefSeq and is a predicted model, not a curated record.
GCACAAUACAAAAACUAAUGCGCCAGUGCUAAAUUUUGCUCCACAGAGAACACACUUCUCUCUUCAAAUAAGUAAAAUGCACGUAGCUUUGCUUGAAAUUUUUUAUCUCUCCGUGGUGGCAAUAUCGACUGAGUGAUUAGAUAUCGAUUGAUACAGCACAAACUCUUCACCAUUCAAGCCUAGGGUCAGAUUACGAGUUUUUAUUAUAUACGUCGUUAGCAGAAGAGGUCAUUUGCAUAUAAAUCAAAGAUGUGGGUGGAGGUCUUGAGUGCAAUUGCGGGGCUCUUGGGCCUUUACGUCGCUUAUGUGUGUUGGUGUCACACUUACUGGCAGAGGAAAGGGGUGCCCACCCUGAAAAAUACCUUCCUGCUCGGAAGCCUUGGACCGACAAUUCUCAGGCGGAAAUCUCUCAUAGACACUCUGCAGGACUUGUACUUUGAUGCAAAAGCGAGAAACCUAAAAUGGGCUGGUUUUUAUAUGGGAACAGUGCCGGAGUACCUCAUCACAGUCCCUGAACUUGUGCGAGAAGUGACCGUCAAGCAGUUUGACCAUUUCACUGACCGACAGCCGUUCGCCCAGAGCAAUGUGGACGACCUGCUGGCACGGUCUUUGCUGAGCUUGAAGGGCGACGAGUGGCGCAAGAUGCGGCACAAUUUGAGUCCUGCCUUCACCAGCAGCAAAUUGAGGGGCAUGAUGGACCUCAUGGUCCAAAUUGGAAUGCAGUACUCAAAAUUUAUCAGUAGCAGAACUAAUUCAGACGAGGCUGUAGACGUAAAAAACAUUUUCAGAAGAUUUGCUGCAGACGUGAUAGCAACGACGGCGUUUGGAACACCGUCCAAUUCUCUGGACGAGUCCAACUCGGAGUUUUACGACAAGGGCAUGACCAUGAUGGACUUCAAGGGAAAGCGGGGCCUCGUCGUCAUGGGCUACGUUUUCGCGCCGAAACUGAUGCAGUUUCUACGCAUUCCCUUCCUGCCCGUCGACCUGAAGGACUUUUUUAACAAAAUCAUCAGCGGCAACAUCAAAUUCCGCGAGCAGAACAACAAGUCCAGGCCAGACAUGCUCCAGCUUCUGAUUGACGAGCGAAAGGCUCAGUUGCGGAAACUCAAAGAGGCCAAUUUGCCAAUCGAAGAAGGCUCAGUUCUAACCGAUUUGGACAUUUCGGCGCAAGCGUUCACUUUUUUCCUGGGUGGAUUUGAAACCACCUCGACAUUGAUGGCCAUCUCGAGCAUCGUCCUCGGCGCAAUGCAAGAGGUGCAGGAAAAGCUGCGGGCCGAGGUGGACGACGCCUUCGCCCAACACCCGGACGGCAAACUGACCUACGAGACCAUUCAGGGGCUCAAGUACAUGGACAUGGUCAUUUCAGAGGUGCAGCGCCUGGUUCCGAUUGGAGCAUUUGGUGACCGCGUUUGCACCAAAGAUUUGGAUCUGCCUGAAUUUAAUUUGAAGUUCAAGAAAGGCGACAUUGUCGGCAUUCCCUUUUACUCCUUACAAGUGGACCCGCAGUACUUUGACGACCCGGAGGACUUCCGACCCGAAAGGUUCAGUGAAGAGAACAAGAGCAAAAUUCCGCCCUUCACCUAUUUGCCAUUCGGCUCUGGCCCCAGAAGCUGCAUAGCUAACCGAUUUGGCCUUCUGGAGGUGAAAAUCGCCAUAGCCUACACGGUGGCCUUUUGCACCAUCGAACUCAACUCGUCCGAUCAGUACCCUAUUAGGUUUGACCCAAAGAAAAUGGACAACUCGCCGUUCGGCGGUUUCCUCCUCAAAUUGCGCCCCAGAGAAAACCCUCCUGUCGACCCAGACACUUUUAACUGCGAUUGAUUAUUGUACAAUAAAAUCGUCUGAAUGAAAUAAAUUCAAUCAAAACCACGUUGGUUAAUUAGAGAGGCGCCGCGACGCGCUACUUCCGACGCGACGUGUGAAAUAAAAGUGUUCACACUAAUUUUACUCGCCGGCUGAGCGGCGGCAGCAGAAUUUCCUCAAAUUUAAUAUACCGUCGCCGCUGCCACAGAUAACCCUCAACGGCCGUCUAUAAAAUUUGUUUGAUUAAUUCCUUCUCAAAAGUUCAGACGAGAUAGUAUUUUUAAGUUUCCAUAUAAAUUUGAAAAUUCCAGAUUU